AUGUCCUCCUCCACCUUCAGACGUCACCCCGCCUCUCUCCUCCCAUGCGGCGCGCACAAUCCUCAGCUUCUCCAGCUUCUCCACCAGAAUGUCUCGUACGACAUGGUAGUAUAUCUUGCCCAACAGACCACGCUCGUCAUCCCGGUAAACGAUGAGGAGCCUCCCGCCACUUCGACCGCUUCCUUCCCCGAUUCACAAGCGUCCAACAAGGCAUCCGGAAUUCCACCUCUCGAGGACUUCAUCGUUGCGGUCAUCAAGGCCUCGAACGUUCAGGUGCCGACUCUCCUCACUACGCUCAUCUACCUGGACCGCCUGCAUCAGAAGCUUCCUAAAAUGGCCAAAGGUAUUCCCUGUACGCGUCACCGCGUCUUUCUUGCCACCCUCAUCGUCGCCGCCAAAUACCUCAAUGACUCUUCUCCCAAGAAUAAGCAUUGGGCCGCCUACGCUAAACUGUUCGAUAUCGCCGAGAUCAAUCUCAUGGAGAAGCAACUCCUCUUCCUCCUCGGUUACGACCUCCGUUUCGACGAACUCGAGGCCAUCUCCCACUUUGAGCCCUUCCUCUCC
Molecule: messenger RNA, 564 nt
Organism: Stereum hirsutum FP-91666 SS1
Lineage: Eukaryota; Fungi; Basidiomycota; Agaricomycetes; Russulales; Stereaceae
Exons: 3
Biological process (GO): regulation of cyclin-dependent protein serine/threonine kinase activity
Cellular component (GO): cyclin-dependent protein kinase holoenzyme complex; nucleus
Molecular function (GO): cyclin-dependent protein serine/threonine kinase regulator activity; protein kinase binding
Source: RefSeq, a predicted model, not a curated record